UCGAAACAUUUUUUUUUCUGUUCCCUCUCCGUUAGAGAGAAAAAACCCUAGCUCGUCCUCUCUUUCCAGUUUCCCUCCCUUUUCUAUCUGAUUUUUCCCUUUCCCAUCUGAUUUGGUGGGUUCGUCUGCUUCAAUGGACUUCAAUUGAACUCAUUCCUUCCCUACUUUGAAGGAUCUGUCAGCUUAGCCCACAAAACCUACCAACAAUGGCGUCUUCCGACAAGGAUGUUGAAGAGCAGCUUUUGGAAGCUGGCAAUAAGAUUGUUGAACCUCCUACUUCAGUUGAAGAACUUCUACCUCUUCUCGACAAAAUUGAGAGUUUGCUGGCAAAAGUUGAACAAUCCCCUUCAAUAUCAAUGCAAAUUGCACUCACUCCAUCACUGAAAGCCUUGGUUUCUGAUCAGCUUCUAAGGCAUUCAGAUAUUGAUGUCAAAGUUUCAGUUGCUGCAUGUAUUAGUGAAAUAACUAGGAUCACUGCACCUGAUGCCCCUUACAGUGAUGACCAAAUGAAGGAGGUCUUUCAUCUUAUAGUAUCAUCCUUCGAAGAUCUCUCUGACAAGUCAAGUCGAUCAUAUGCAAAGCGGGCAUCAAUUCUUGAAACCGUUGCAAAGGUUAGAUCAUGUGUGGUCAUGCUGGAUUUGGAAUGUGAUGGAUUGAUCAUCGAGAUGUUCCAACAUUUUCUUAAGACAAUAAGGGAUUAUCACCCAGAGAAUGUAUUUUCGUCAAUGGAGACAAUUAUGAGCCUUGUUUUAGAAGAAAGUGAAGAUAUGGCUGUAGGGCUCCUAUCUCCUAUCUUAGAAAGUGUUAAGAAGGACAAUGAGGAAAUUCUACCCAUUGCUCGGAAGUUAGGAGAGAGGGUUCUUAACAACUGUUCUACCAAGCUCAAACCUUAUUUGGUUCAAGCUGUAAAAACUUUGGGAAUUUCUUUUGAUGAUUACAGUGAUGUUGUUGCUUCUAUAUGCAAAGAUCUCUCGGGCUCUCUUGAGCCAAGUAAUCUUCAUGAUGCUGGUGAAAAUGUGGUUGAAGAAAAACCAACAGAAGUGGCCACACCUGAGAGAGUUGACACGGGCAUGGAGAAACAUCAUGAUUCAGUUAAGAGCAAUGGAGUUGCACAAGGGGGUGAAGAUGGCUCGGUAUCUACUUUGGAGAACAAGAAGGAAGAACAUGGUGAGGAAUGCAAAGAGGUGAAAUCACCCAAAAGUCCUGAACCUGCUAAUUUGGGCUCUGAGAAGGCUAGCAAUGUGAAGGAAAGAUCUGAAAAGUCCUCCAGGAAAAAAGGUAAAAAAUCUAAUCAGUCCUCGAAAUCGACUGAAAUUUCUCAUGUUAAUUCCCAGAAGGGAUCUGAGAGCCAGCCAGAACGUGAAAGCCACAGUGAACAUCCUGGUUCUCCACGUGAAGACCAGUCUGCUGAAAAUUUGCCUUUGGAAAAUGAGGCUGAUGCCAAGCCUUCCUCACCCAAGGCUAUGGAGAUUGAAUCUGCAAAUGUUGCUUCACCUUCACUUAGUGAAAGUGUUCCUGAUGAGUGUAACAAUAAGUCUGGACAGGGAAAUAAGAUUGGACAGGCAAAAAAGAAAGGCAACUCAGUUAAAGAGGGGGUAGCAUCAUCUGCAGAAGUUUCAAAAAAAUCAUCGGAUGGAAUGGAUGACUCAGGAGCAAAGCUUGAUUCAGAUGCUGAAGAGAAGGUUCCUGCUGGAGUUUCUGAUGAUACUAAGGCUGCCGCUGAAGAUGCAGGAGAAAGGGAAAGUGAUACUACAAGUGAUUUUGAAACUAGGACAUUGAAGCAGUCUGUUAGGAAGGGUGAUGGAACCAGCAAGAGUGGGGGGAGUUCUUUAAAACAAUCAGAAGUCAAGAGAAAGAAGGGAUCAGGGAAAUCUAUUUCUGGAAAAAACGUGAAAAAAUUGUCAGGUGAUGAUGAUAAAAAGGAAACCACACCUGUGCUGAAACCAGCCUCCAAAAACACCAAAGAUGAGAAGAUUGUGGACAAGACUCCAACAACAGUUUCCAAGAGGAAACGAACUCCUGUCAAAGAAAAAGAGUCUGGAACUGGAACUGGUGGAACCAAGGGUUUUGAUGAAUCUUUGGUUGGUUCAAAGAUAAAAGUGUGGUGGCCAAAAGAUCGCAUGUUUUAUGAAGGUGUCGUUGAAUCUUUUGAUCGUGGAAAAAAGAAGCACAAGGUAUUGUAUACGGACGGAGACGAAGAGAUACUAAAUCUUAAAAAGGAGAAAUGGCAGUAUAUUGAUGAUGCGUCUGAAUCUGAGCAGGAGGAAACAACAGAUUUAGUGAGGUCAGAAUCUGCAGUAGAGACACCUCAAAAGAAAAAGGCAAAAGUAAAUGCCAAUGAGUCUGCAAAGCGAGGAAAGAUGGAUGCUUCACCCAAAAAGGGUGGAGUGACUUCCUCCAGCAAAUCCAAGGGUGCAGCUACAAAAACUGACAGGAGCAGUGGCAGCAAAGUUGAAAGCAAGUCGAAAGAAAAUACCCCUAAGGUUGGAAGACAUACAGCUGUUACUGGUAGCAAAUCAAAGGAUCAAGGCACUCCUAAAACUGGAAGUAAACUUGGUAGCACAGGUCCAAAAAUCGCUGGCAAGUCGAAGAACGAUGAUGCCGAAUCCAACAAGACUAGCAAAUCUAAGGACGAUGAGACAUCCACACCUGCCGCUGUUGCAAAGUCCAACAAGCAAGAUGUAUCGAAGACGGGGAAGUCCAAACAAGAAACCCCAAAAACUCCUGUUUCAAAAGGCAAGUCUACCAAGACGGGCGAUAAGUCUAAUAAUACCAAUCUCUCCACCAAGGUUAAGUUCACAUCUUCAAAAGCAAAAGAAAAAGAAAAAGAAAGUGGAGAUGUGAAGAAUUCAUCUACUUCUGGGAAAACAAUGGAGAAUUCAAAGGGAAAGUCACUAAAUUCAUCCAAUGAUCAGGGCAGUGAAUCCAAGUCGGGAAAGAAAAGAAGAAGAGAGUCAAAAGGUUGAUCACCACGUAUAUUCCAAAAAGGUUGGAGUUGUCUAUUCUUGCCUCGGUUUGCACCACAUAUUUGCAAAUUCUACUAUGAGUAGUUCUUGGCAAACGUGAUCUCUGGAUCUGAUGAUCUCAUUGGCACAUUUUCGAGAUUGUCGUAUAUUCUUAGUUAGGUAGGUUAGCAGCAAUUAUAGGAGUAUGGCAGUUCUCUUUGUAGUUGUUUGCCGCUAUUCAUAUCAUCUGUGGGAGGUAAUAGUAGAGGAUCCUUAAGUUAGCUUUAUGUAUUACUUGGGCUUUUGUGAAACAAAGAUUGCCUUAUUAGAGAAAGGAAAGCCAUCAGAUUUAGAACUAAGGCUUUUGUAGGCCUUUCUGUCUUAUCUGUUGUCUUACCCCUUUUAAACUCCCUGGGUGAUUUUCAGAGUAAUUGUUAACCUAACAUCAUCAUCAUCAUCCCGUAUUUGAUUAAUCGUUUUGGAAGCUUAACCUUAUGGAGCAUUUGGCUCGUAAGUUUGGGUCUGUAUAGCUUAUCAAACUUCCAAUUUAUUUAUGAGUUCUUUUUCCAUA
Molecule: messenger RNA, 3516 nt
Organism: Cucumis sativus (cucumber)
Lineage: Eukaryota; Viridiplantae; Streptophyta; Magnoliopsida; Cucurbitales; Cucurbitaceae
Exons: 13
Coding region: 207-2966 (919 amino acids)
Biological process (GO): DNA repair; mitotic sister chromatid cohesion
Cellular component (GO): nucleus; chromatin
Source: RefSeq, a predicted model, not a curated record